AUGGACAAUAUCUCCGGGGAGUACGUGUACUCUGACACGGCUCGGUACCGCAUGGUGUUCGACAUGGAGUCGAGAAUCCCGGACAACAGCGAGGUGACCAUGGCGGAGCUGAAGCUCUACCAGCGGGCCGUCCACCACAAGCGGUUCACGGUGGAGAGGAAGAACCACCGCGCCGUCAACAACGCCCGCGUCAGCAUCUACUGGGUGGAGGUGUUGCCCAACGGAUCCAACAGGACUUCAUUAGUCGACUCCAGGCUGAUCCCCAUUCAUGAGACCGGCUGGAAGAGCUUUGAUGUGACCCAGGCGGUGCAUUAUUGGUCCAAGACGCAGAAGAAAACACCUAUGCACCUGGAGGUGUGGAUCGAGGGCGAGAGACCCGGCAGUUACGCGGCAGAGAUGGCCAAGAGUGUCCACUUUACCACCCAGGAGCAGACGGACAACACCUUGGGGAAGCCCGAGCUCAUCCUUUACACGCUCAACCUGGAGGAGUACGGGUAAGGACAGGCGGCAUUGAUCAGCGCAGUGUGGCACGGAGGUGUUAGUUUUGCUCCAAUGUGUAAAAAUGUAUUAGACUUUGAGUUAGGAUUUGU
This is a messenger RNA of Cynoglossus semilaevis (tongue sole), 590 nucleotides long. RefSeq names its product lefty1 (gene lft1). Gene Ontology annotation, cellular component: extracellular region. Gene Ontology annotation, biological process: anterior/posterior axis specification. NCBI's taxonomy places the organism in Eukaryota, Metazoa, Chordata, Actinopteri, Pleuronectiformes, Cynoglossidae. The record is from RefSeq and is a predicted model, not a curated record. Bases 1 to 498 code for a protein of 165 amino acids. The transcript has 3 exons. Gene Ontology annotation, molecular function: cytokine activity; transforming growth factor beta receptor binding.